Molecule: messenger RNA, 1618 nt
Organism: Chinchilla lanigera (long-tailed chinchilla)
Lineage: Eukaryota; Metazoa; Chordata; Mammalia; Rodentia; Chinchillidae
Gene: Get1
Product: tryptophan rich basic protein
Exons: 5
Coding region: 106-630 (174 amino acids)
Biological process (GO): tail-anchored membrane protein insertion into ER membrane
Source: RefSeq, a predicted model, not a curated record
GCUCCCCCUCGGGCCGCUGAGCCUCACUGCGCACGCGCGGGCGCCUGCUCGCGUGGUCCCGGGGCAACUGCGUAGCUGGCGGGGUGGGCGCGCGGAGGGUGUGGGAUGGGCGCCGCCGAGGCCGACCGCUGGGCGUGGCUGCUAGUGCUCAGCUUCGUGUUUGGGUGCAAUGUCCUUCGGAUCCUCCUCCCGUCCUUCUCCUCCUUUAUGUCCCGGGUGCUGCAGAAGGACGCAGAGCAGGAGGCGCAGAUGCGGGCUGAGAUCCAGGACAUGAAGCAGGAGCUGGCCACGGUCAACAUGAUGGACGAGUUCGCCAGAUACGCCCGCCUGGAGAGGAAGAUCAACAAGAUGACGGACAAGCUCAAGACGCACGUGAAAGCGCGGACGGCCCAGUUAGCCAAGAUAAAGUGGGUUAUAAGUGUGGCUUUCUACAUCCUGCAGGCUGCCUUGAUGAUCUCGCUCAUCUGGAAGUACUAUUCUGUCCCAGUGGCUGUGGUGCCAAGCAAAUGGAUAACCCCGCUAGACCGCCUGGUGGCCUUUCCUACCCGAGUGGCAGGUGGCGUUGGAAUCACCUGUUGGAUUUUGGUCUGUAACAAAGUGGUGGCUAUCGUACUCCAUCCUUUCAGCUGAAAAGGAAAGUGAAUCCGGGUACGAGACCUUCACAAUGGUUUUCUCUUGGGUUAAAAACCCAGUUGGCACUUUUUUUAAACAAAAGUAUGCAGGCUCGUUUUUCUGUUCGUUUGUUCUUGUAAUUUAUGUGAGAUUCUCACAAGAAUUAACAUUUUCUAUACCUGUCAUGGGGCCAGAAAGCCUCGCUUAUGACAUGCGUGUACUGACCAGCAUCACGCCAGGUUUGUAAUAAAUGUGAAACCUCGUAUGGAGUUUACAUGCUGAUUGGCACUGUUGGUGUAUUUUGAUCUCAACUGGAAAGUCAAAAUUUUCUACAAGACAAUGCUAUUUUUAGUUCAGUUUAGAAAGUAACAAUUUUAAUACCACUGUAGUCUUACCUUGCUCUGAAACUUAGUGAAUUUAAUGCUUGAUGCUUUUUGUUGCAAGAACUUUGUCCAGGACCGGUUGGUUGUUGGGUACGCGACACGAGCUCAGGCUCCUUGGUGUGACCCGCUGCGGCUUCCAGCCAGAACAGCUGGUUUGGUGCUUGUCCUUUUUGGUUCUUGUGCCUCCCAGAACCAGUUAAUGAUCAGGACCAAGGUACUACCGUACUAGAAUUUGACAGUUUGUUUUUUAAUCUCACAUAGUUCAUCUGGAAGAACAACACUAAUGGGCAUCGUUUGUGCUUUCUUUUCUGUUUAAAAUGUCGUCUGCUAGACAAGCAUUUGUAUAGUGUGUGCUAUUUACUUGUUUGAAGGUAUUAAUUUUUCCUUACAAUGUUUUAUGAACACACUUAUAAGACCAUGUUUUGUGCUCAGAUGGUGUUUUGUAUUUCAGCCAUUUCAAAUGAAGUGUACUUUAUAAGCAUUUACUGUUUGUGGUCUAUAGAAAAAAGCAAAGUGGAAGGUCUGAUUAAAUUCACCCGAACUGAUACUUGUUUGGGCUGUAAGUAUAAUUCUGCUAAACUUAUUUUCUGAAGCACUUUUUCUAAUUAAAGUGUUUGCAGGCG